UGACUAGAAAUUGAUCUGUGUUUGCAUCAGCCUCGAGUAGCAGCAGCCUGUGGGGCAAGAAGGUCCACUUCAGACAUCGUCCAUGCGUGUGGCAGCUGCAUCCUGACACAGUGGUGCCCCCAUUGCAGAAGCUGAGCGUAUGCAUGCUACUGAGACGCUCCUACGACACAGAAUGGACUGCUUUUGUCUACAAAGCUCCGGGAAGUCAACAUGUGGAGUUGGGCCUGAAGGGCACCGGGUCACAGCUGGUGGUUUUGCUCUUCGGACAAGAAUGGAGUCUGGAUUUACAAUUAACGGUGCAGCAAUGGUUUUCAGUCUGCCUCACCUGGUCCGGGAGGUCCAGUAGGCUACGGCUCUUUCUGAACGGAACCAUGCACAGUGAGGCCUUUUUAGAAAAGGGACAACAGCAUUUGGCUCAGAACGGCACCCUGACUUUGGGGGUAUCUCACUAUGUGGAUGCCAGUGGCGCCGUCCAAGUAGAGAAUGGGAACAACCUCUUGGGGGAGAUCAGCCAGUUCAGGAUGUGGGCCAGCGAAUGGAGCGAGGAGGAGCUGAGGCGGCGGACGUGUGCGGAUGGAGAUGUUGUGAGCUGGGACCUGCGCCAGUGGAAACAUGACUGCCCCGCGGAGAAAGAUGACAACCUGCACUGUGCAUGGUCCUUUUUCAAAAUCAAAAUGCAGUCAUCCCUCAGCCAGACAAAGCAGCAAGGAAAUUGCUCCGGGUCGCUAACGAAUAUCACCAGAAAUUGGGUAUGAAGGAAAUAGUCGCGUUAUGUGGAAAAUAUCUGUCAAAUUAACAUUUGCCGCUGUCUCUUAUCAG
Molecule: messenger RNA, 819 nt
Organism: Syngnathus acus (greater pipefish)
Lineage: Eukaryota; Metazoa; Chordata; Actinopteri; Syngnathiformes; Syngnathidae
Product: adhesion G-protein coupled receptor G4-like
Exons: 2
Coding region: 144-755 (203 amino acids)
Source: RefSeq, a predicted model, not a curated record